Lathyrus sativus (Indian pea) is the source of this 822-nucleotide messenger RNA. Lineage: Eukaryota; Viridiplantae; Streptophyta; Magnoliopsida; Fabales; Fabaceae. The record is from the annotation of a GenBank genome assembly.
AUGGAAGACUUAGUCAAGAAGGAAGAAUGGGAAACAUUUAUGGAUACGUUGGCUUUAACAAUCUAUGGCUUGGUAUUGUUUCCCAGCUCUCAGGAUGUGAUCAGUUUAGCAGCAAUUGGCGUGUUCAUUAAUUAUAAGUGCCAGGGGGAAAAUCCGGUGCCGGCAGUCUUGGCAGAUAUCCUUUAUACCUUGAACAUUUGUCGUGAAAAAUCAAGUAAGCGGAUUUUGUGUUGUCUACCGGUUCUCUACGUGUGGAUGACGAGUCUUGUCUUUGAAAGAGAUUAUAAGGCUAUUUGCCCCAUUACGGAUUUUCAGAUGCUAGGCUUAGAGCCACAUGAUGGUAAAAAUUGGGCAAUAGUCCUAGUUAAUCUCAAAGCAGAUAAAGUGCGAUGGUGCCCUGACUGGAAAGAAGUCAAAAAUGUAUUGUAUCAAUGCGGUGAGUUCCCUAAUAUACCACUGGUAGGGACAACGGGUUGCAUCAAUUACAAUCCAUCUUUAGCUCUGCGCCAGUUUUUAUAUCCGAUGAUUGGGGAGCCACCUAAGGAAUCUUAUACCCCUUUCAUUGCGGAGCUAACCGACAGCGACAUGCUUAAAAAAAUCCGUAAAGCAUGGGAAAACGUUGUUUAUAAGAACAGAGAGUUAGGCCAUAGUUCCUGUGGCGUAGAUGAAUCCUAUAUGAAGUGGGUCAAAGACAGGGUCAAUCAGAUUAAACUACCUUUCCCAAUAUCAAGAAACCAAGGGGAGGCAACCACCGGGGAUGUAGACAAUAAAAGAAAGAGAGACUCGGAAGAAGACAAUACAUUGGGUGGAAACAGUUGCUGA